UCAAGCCAAAAAGUGGAGCUCCUAAACCAACAAAAACAAAGGUAGAAGGUCUGUAUGAAGAUAAGGCAGAGAAAGAUGGAGAGAUGGAAACGUUAAGACAGAUGUGUGGUCAUUUAUCUGAAGCUAGUGGGGUCAAGGAUAAAUAUGCAUUAAAAGAACUGCUGGCUGAUGUAGAGACCAAAUGGAAUGACCUAACAGAACUUUUAGUCCAGCAGGUCUCAUUGGAGGCUUUGUCCGAAAUUGAUGGCAUGUUGAAAUAUUUAGAUAAAGCUGAAAAUGAAAUCAAUACAGCCGAAUCUAUCAGCAUCGAUCCUGAGACUUUGAGUAUACAGUUGAGAGAACACAAGAUAUUCAACACUGAUUUAAAAGGCAAGCGCAAUGCUGUAAAAGACAUUAUCGACAAGUGCACACAUAUGCUUAGAGAGACAGCUAAUUCCCAAUCAGAUGAGAUCAAGUUUCGUCUAGACACCAUUACACAGCAGGCUGACCUAGUUUGUCAGCUGAGUGCUGAUAGACUUCACCAGUUAGAGGCUGCUCUACCAUUAGCUACUCACUACGGAGAAAACCAAACAGAGGUCUGUGCAUGGCUGGAUGAGAUGGAGGCAGAGCUUGUUGCUCAGGGUGAGCCUGGACUAAAUCUGGAGCAAGUGAAAAAACAACAUGAUAAUUUAAAGGCCAAUCAGCAAAUAAUUGAAGAUCGCAAGUUAUUUAUAGAUGAUCUUAACUCCACUGGCCUUGAACUUAUGGAUAUCUGCGCUGAACAAGAUGCAGUGGACAUUCAGAAUAGGUUACUUGACAUUAACAAGAGAUAUGAGGGUUUGAAGUCAAAGGCUCAUACUAAAUCAAGGGAUUUGACAGAUGCAAAACGAAAACUAACCCAAGAGGCUGGAGAUACAUUAGAUCAUUUAAAGGAUGAGUUGGAUGGACUGUCAAACUGUCACCAAUGCUGA
Molecule: messenger RNA, 950 nt
Organism: Biomphalaria glabrata
Lineage: Eukaryota; Metazoa; Mollusca; Gastropoda; Planorbidae
Product: dystonin-like
Exons: 6
Coding region: 84-950 (288 amino acids)
Biological process (GO): actin filament bundle assembly; actin cytoskeleton organization
Cellular component (GO): actin filament bundle; cortical actin cytoskeleton; plasma membrane
Molecular function (GO): actin lateral binding
Source: RefSeq, a predicted model, not a curated record